Labeo rohita (rohu) is the source of this 4085-nucleotide messenger RNA. It is a transcript of the gene adgrd2, whose product is annotated as adhesion G protein-coupled receptor D2. Gene Ontology annotation, molecular function: G protein-coupled receptor activity. The record is from RefSeq and is a predicted model, not a curated record. The transcript has 26 exons. Bases 167 to 3397 code for a protein of 1076 amino acids. Gene Ontology annotation, biological process: cell surface receptor signaling pathway; adenylate cyclase-activating G protein-coupled receptor signaling pathway. NCBI's taxonomy places the organism in Eukaryota, Metazoa, Chordata, Actinopteri, Cypriniformes, Cyprinidae. Gene Ontology annotation, cellular component: membrane.
AGGACCAAGGAGAAGGACGGUCUGGAUGAGAUGGAUUUUGGUAUGGAUGUUACACUUGCAACAUGAAAGAUGAAGAAAGUGUAAGUGCAUAUAGACACUAUGAGAUACGUAUAUAGAUGCAAACAAAUGUUUGGAUGCUAGGACUCAAACUGUUGAGGAUCAUCACAUGGCAAACAGCAGAAGGCAGCGCUACAAAUACACCUAUGUGAAGAUGUCCCCAGUGCUCUUUGGAGUGAUUUUGGCUAAUGCUGUGAUUAAUGGUGUGUGUGAAUCAACUCAAUCAUGGUCAGACAGGGUAGAAAAAGGACUUUUGGACUCAAACCUUCUGAUCCGGAAUAAUGCAGUGUACCAUCUUGUGAACACAUCGUUCACUUUUGAUCAAGCUCUGCGUUACUGCCGUGGUCAGUCCAGCACCCUCACAACCUCAGGGGUCGACGAGGAUGAAGCCCGGGAACUACUCAAUCAAUCCAAACUGAACAAGCCCGUUUGGUUUGAAACUGACAAAACACAGAAACCAGCAUCUCAUCUGCCCCUUCCCAGACAAAAUAUGACGCUCAGAGGAUUAUCUUUCAAGUCUAAAGAUGGCUAUGCCCGUGUGAACGCCUCAUUCCCACCACUGUCCGCUGUGAGCGUUUGUGUGCGCGUACAGUGGGACCCGCCGCAGAAACGAGAGGCCGUGUCCACGGUGUUCUCUUACGCAGCGCGUGCUUUCACCAAUGAAUUCCAGCUGCGCGGAACUCUGCCCAAGAAAAGUCAUGACAGAACAGUCCGCCUAGCGCUUAUCGUUCAAGGACAUCACCCAUCGUACAAAGCCGAGCUGCCCCUUGAUGGAGACUGGCAUCAUGUUUGCGUCACGUGGCGCUCGACCCAUAAAGAUUGGGCAAUUUAUGUGGAUGGGAAAAAGGAAGAUGGUGGGAAAGGGAGAGCUCGGGAAAAUGAAAAGGAUAUCCACGGAGACGGGAUAUUUGUACUGGGACAAGACCAGGAUACUUUUGGUGGAAAUUUCACGGAUCCGUUUUAUGGAAACUUGACUGACCUGAACGUUUGGGGAGAAGCUCUGGAGCCAGAACAGGUGGCGGCGCUGAACACCUGCUCACAACUGACCAAUCACAGAGCCAUAUUCAGAUGGCAGGACUGGAACCUCACUGUCCAUCAGUCUGUCCAGAAUGUGUCUGCAACACUCAGCUGUCCAGGGUCGCUGAAGAAAGCACAGAUAAGGGAAAAGGAAUGUGAGAUAAAAGGCUGGUCUGAUCAUCAUCCUCAGCACAGCACUGUCCCCUGCACAGACAUGUUUCCCUUCAUCUGCAAAGUCAGCAUAGACCACUAUCUGAAGAUGAAGAACCUGAGAGAAUCUCUGACAUCCAACCCAAGCUCCUUCAUGCGAAGUCUCAUGCAGUAUGGCGUGACUGCAGACGAUGUGCUGUCUGAUACUGUAGAUGGGCAGAGCUGGACCUCAGUGUCCCGUUUGUUGAACGUGUCUGAGCAGGUUGUUUUGAAGGAGCACAAGCAGCUGGAGGACAGGGACAUGGUCUCUCUCAUGCAUGUUCUCUCUCGGGCUGCUGACCUGCCCAGCACCACCAACCAUAGUCGGCACGAUGCGAAGAGGCUCGGCCAGAGCUUCAUCACCAUUGCAGAUUCACUCAUCAGCCAAGACAAUGUCAGUAAAUGGAACAGCAUCAAAGAGGUAGUGAAGGGCCCAAUGGCAGUCGUACAGACUGUCGACCGCAUGGCGAGCAACCUUAACUCUCUGCUGAUGGACGACACAGACAGUGUGCAGAUACACAGCGAUAAUAUCAAGAUGCAGGUCCAACAGAAGCUGCUGUCUGAAGGUUCUCACGUUUCUGCAUUUUGUGGGUUGGAUGUGGGAGAUAGUGACUGCAUUUCUGUUCCAGCUGAAAACAUGAAGGAACUACAGAACAAUGGCUUCAAAAAGGUGACUUUGCUGAAUACAUGGUACAACUUUGUGAAAUGUCUCUCAGACAGGGAGGAGAACAUUACCCUUUCUUCUCCUAUAGUCAGUGAUGGGUCUCAUAGGAAAGUUCAAACAGUAUUGGGCUCAUCAGUCAUCUCCAGUACAGUGCUGGCAGAUGGAAAGCCGAUCAGCAUGGCCAUAAACUUCACACUCCAGCACAGGAUUCAGAACAGUUCACUGAAUAUGACACCUGUCUGUUCUUUUUGGGAUUUCGACCUGACGCCAGAGGGUGGAGGAUGGUCAACAAGGGGUUGCACUGUUAUUUACAGUCAGAACAACUCAACUUCCUGUUCCUGUAAUCACACUACCAACUUUGCCUUACUGUUACAGAUCUCCGAUUUUGAUACAAAUUUUGAAAAGCAUAUGACAAGCCUGCAGAUCUUCAGUUUGAUUGGCUCUGGUGUGUCUCUGUGUGGUCUCAUCUUCACAUUUAUUCUCUUCGUGGCUGUUGGUGUCCCAAAGUCAGAUCGGACUACAGUUCACAAAAACCUGAUAGCGGCGCUGGCUGUUGCUCAGUUACUUCUUAUUUUCAGCAAAUGGGCUGAGGGAAACAAGGAAGCCUGUUGGAUGGUGACGGCGCUCCUGCAUCUGUUUUUCCUGUCGUCUUUCUGCUGGAUGCUAGUGGAGGGAUUGCUGCUCUGGAGUAAAGUGGUUUCUGUUAACAUCAGCGAGGAGAGGAGAAUGAAGCUGUACCAUGUGCUGGGUUGGGGGCUGCCGGUUGUUAUAGUCGCUGUAACCUUGGCAGCCUCUUUGGAUCAGUACAAAGCACAGGAGUACUGCUGGCUGAACCUUCAGUCGCAUGUUAUUUGGGCUUUUGCGGGGCCUGUGCUCAUUGUUUUGGCCAUCAACUCUGUGGUGCUUUUUCGGGUUGUAAUGGUUACAGUGGCCAGUGCACGUCGCAGAGCCAAAAUGCUGACGCCCAGUUCUGAUUCAAAACUUCACACGCUGGAUCUUACCUGGGCAGCGACGCGACCGGUAUUGAUCUUGUUACCAGUUUUAGGUCUGACCUGGCUGUGUGGAGUGCUGGUACACUUGUCUGUCGGCUUGGCCUACCUGUUCAUCGCGCUCAAUGCUUUUCAGGGCCUGUAUAUUUUUCUGGUGUAUGCGGUUUACAACAGUGAGGUGCGGAAUGCCAUAAGAAGAAUUCAGGACAAGCGAAAAGCUUUGUCAUUUACAAACUGCUCACAGCCUAUCAGCUUCUUGCCCUCCCAAAAAUCUCCCAGUGAUUCAUGGGUACACAGCCUGCCGACUCAUUCCAGCCCAGAGAGCAGCGAGACCUCGACACCCAUCACCACCUCCACAGCCAACUCGCUCGUCUUUAAGAACGAACGGUUUAAAGAAGACAAUGUUGUGAGUUUCCCAUUAAAACCAGCCAACGGAAGUCAGGUGGUUCAGCUGACAGCCUUUAAGCCCUCAGGCUGUUGAGGGGAAAACUACACUACAAUUCUGCAUGGACUCGUGACUUAUCCUGGGAUGACGACGUAGCUCAAUCUGCGGAGGAGCACACACUGCCUCCUCCGCAAUCCUGCAGGCCGUCUCAUUCCCAGAGCUCAGUCUGUGUUGAGUGAGUAAACGUUUUUUGAUAAACAUGAAACGACUCUUCCAGCAAAUGUUCAAUGAGACGCUGCUCAGCAUGGAGCAUUAAGACUUCUCAACAUUGUGUAUAUGUCAUCAUUUUAUAAUGUAUAGAUGUUGUCAGAGGCUCAUAGUGCUAAAAAUAAACAACGUGAGUAUCAUCACACCAUUAAUCGUGACCAGACAACAGAAUGAGUUGUUAGUGAUUUUCGACUUCGGUUGGGAAGACACAGCCCAUCCGUAGAGAUUGUACACUCAGUGUUUUGGAGAAUCAAAAAUCUGGACAUUGAAACCUAUCAACUGUUUGAUCUUUCUAAAGAGAUCUAUAUAAUUCGCUAUUUAAUUUUUUUAUAAAAAAAAGUCUUUAGUGCUUAAAUAGCAAGUAUGUGACGAUCUUAUCAUGACAGCAUUUAUUUUUAAUGUUUUGUUUCUAAAUUUAUUCAUGCUGUAAUUCUACUACCCAACUGAAAUAUCACGAAACUGUAAAUAAUUAUUUUAUUGUAAUAGGCAUUCCCUAUUUUUAUACAAUGCAUAUAAA